Messenger RNA from Cajanus cajan (pigeon pea), 4983 nucleotides. Its product is annotated as ABC transporter C family member 14. Gene Ontology annotation, biological process: transmembrane transport. Gene Ontology annotation, cellular component: membrane. NCBI's taxonomy places the organism in Eukaryota, Viridiplantae, Streptophyta, Magnoliopsida, Fabales, Fabaceae. The record is from RefSeq and is a predicted model, not a curated record. Gene Ontology annotation, molecular function: ATP hydrolysis activity; ATP binding; ABC-type transporter activity.
CACACAUUUCCUUUCACACCUCAGAGACCCCACUCUUCCUUUCUUCAUUAUCCUCUUCUUUUCUCAUUUCUCACUAGCCCUCAUUUCUUCAAUCAUACAUCAUGUAUGAAAUCUUGUUACCAACUUACACUUGCACCAAUUCAUGAUAACUACUAGUAAUAACCUUCACUUAUCACACAUAUCAUAUUAUAUAUGAUUUAUCUAAGUUUAACGUCACACCAUUCGAACAUGUCUUCUUCUUCUUCUUCUUUUGCUUCACCUUCAUGGCUUACUUCCCCCUUAUGUUCCUCUUUGGACAUAGAUUCAUCUUCCCCUUCAUCACAAUUCCUACUUCAGUGGCUAAGGUUCAUCUUCCUAUCUCCAUGUCCCCAACGACUUCUUCUUUCAGCCCUUGAUCUCAUCUUCUUGCUCUCUCUCUUAGCCUUCGCAGCUCACAAACUCUAUUCUCGGUUCACUUUCAAUACCAACUCCACCAUCACCAAACCCCUUCUGCAAGACAAAGACUCUGACUACAAAGUCACCUUGUGGUUCAAACUACCCUUCUUGGUAACCACCCUUUUGGCCACAGCUUACACGGUUCUAGCCAUCUUGGCCUUCACUCAAACCAACUUUGCUUCAUGGAAACUAAUAGAGGCACUGUUUCGGGUCUUUCAAGCAAUAGCCAACAUAGUGGUUGUGAUCCUAAUGGUUCACGAGAAGAAGUUCAAAGCUGCAAAGCACCCUUUAUCUCUGAGAAUCUAUUGGAUGGCGAACUUGGUGGUUUCAUGCUUGUUUGCUACUUCAGCCAUUGUUCGCUUGGUAACUGUUGAUGGAGCGAGGUUGGAGAUUAGUUUGAGAGUGGAUGAUGUAUUCUCGUUGGUCAAUCUUCCAUUAUCUGCGUUCCUUUUCUUGGUAGCAAUGAAAGGGUCAACGGGGAUUCAAGUGAUUAGAAUUUCUGAUGUAGUGAGAGCAUAUCAGUGCCUUUCCAAUGACAGAACUUUGAGUCCUUAUGCCUAUGCUUCGUUUUUGUCCAAAACAGUGUGGUUUUGGAUGAACCCUUUGCUGAAUAGAGGGUACAAAACACCCCUCAAGCUUGAAGAUGUGCCAUCUCUCCCUAUUGAAUUCCGAGCAGAAAAGAUGUCAGAACUUUUCCAAAGCAAUUGGCCAAAGCCAGAGGACAGCAGCAAGCACCCGGUUGGACUGACCUUGUUUAGAUCCUUCUGGAAGCACAUAGCCUUCACUGGCUUCCUUGCAGUUAUAAGGCUCGCGGUUAUGUACAUUGGUCCAAUGCUUAUUCAGAGUUUCGUUGACUUCACCUCAAGGGAAAACAGCACUCCCUAUGAAGGCCUUGUUCUGAUACUCAUCCUGUAUUUGGCAAAAUCAGUUGAGGUCCUCAGCGUGCACCAGUUCAAUUUCCACUCUCAGAAACUAGGCAUGCUCAUUCGCUCCAGCAUCAUCACUUCUGUGUACAAAAAGGGUUUGAGACUCUCAAGUUCUUCAAGGCAAACUCAUGGCACUGGCCAGAUUGUGAAUCACAUGGCUGUUGAUGCACAACAACUCUCAGAUUUGAUGAUGCAGUUUCACCCCAUAUGGUUGAUGCCACUGCAAGUAGCAGCAGCUUUAGGCCUUAUUUAUAACUAUGUUGGCUUGUCCGCGCUUGCAGCACUGCUUGGAACCACUUUGGUGUUUAUUUUCACUCUAUUUCGCACCAAGAAGAGCAACAGCUUCCAGUUCAGGAUAAUGACGAGCCGUGACUUGAGGAUGAAGGCAACGAAUGAGUUGCUCAACAACAUGCGUGUCAUCAAGUUCCAAGCGUGGGAAGAGUACUUUGGCAAUAAGAUUCAACAGUUUCGCGAAGCCGAACAUGGUUGGAUUGGAAAGUUCUUGUACUACUUUGCUGUUAACAUGGGGGUUCUGACCACUGCUCCUUUGUUGGUAACUGUUCUCACAUUUGGAACUGCUACCUUGUUGGGUGUUCCUUUGAAUGCUGGCACUGUGUUCACUAUUACUUCUGUGAUCAAGAUAUUGCAAGAGCCGGUGAGAACUUUUCCUCAGGCUCUUAUCUUGAUUUCCCAAGCGAUGAUUUCGCUUGGGAGGUUGGAUGAGUUCUUGAUGAGUAAGGAAAUGGAUGAGGGUGCAGUGCAAAGAGUGAGUGGCUGUGAUGGUCACUAUGCUGUGGAGAUAAAAGAUGGGAAAUUCUCGUGGGAUGAUGCAGAUGGGAGUGUGGCACUGAGAGUUGAAGAGUUGGAAAUCAAGAAAGGGGACCAUGCUGCUGUUGUGGGAACAGUUGGGUCAGGCAAGUCUUCGUUGUUGGCUUCUGUGUUGGGGGAAAUGUACAAGAUAUCAGGAAAGGUAAGCGUUUGUGGGUCAAUAGCCUAUGUAGCACAGACAUCAUGGAUUCAGAAUGCAACCAUCCAAGAAAACAUAUUGUUUGGUUUGCCUAUGAACAGAGAGAAGUACAAGGAAGCUUUAAGAGUGUGCUGCCUGGAAAAGGAUCUUGAAAUGAUGGAAUAUGGAGACCAGACUGAGAUUGGAGAACGGGGCAUUAACCUCAGUGGUGGCCAGAAGCAACGUGUACAACUUGCUAGAGCUGUAUACCAAGACUCUGACAUCUAUCUCCUUGACGAUGUAUUCAGUGCUGUUGAUGCACAAACUGGAUCAUCUAUUUUUAAGGAAUGUAUUAUGGGAGCUCUAAAAAAUAAGACCAUUUUACUUGUAACCCACCAAGUUGACUUCUUGCAUAACGUUGACUCUAUAAUGGUGAUGAAAGAGGGGGAAAUCGUGCAAAGUGGGAAGUAUGAUGAACUUCUCAAAGCAGGCCUGGAUUUCGGUGCACUUGUGGCUGCUCAUGAAUCCUCUAUGGAGAUUGCAGAGUCUAGAGACAAAGGUGAUGAUGAUACUGCCCAGUCUCCAAAACUUGCUCGCAUCCCUUCAAAAGAAAAGGAAAAGUCAACUGAAAAGCAACCUCAAGAUCAAUCUAAGUCAGACAAGGAUAAAGCAAAGCUCAUUGAAGAUGAGGAAAAAGAAACAGGCAGUGUGAACCUUAAAGUGUAUAAGCAUUACUUCACUGAAGCAUUUGGGUGGUGGGGUGUUGCACUGAUGCUAGCAAUGUCUUUAGCAUGGAUUUUAUCCUUCUUGGCUGGUGACUACUGGCUAGCAAUUGGAACUGCAGAAGAUUCUGUGUUUCCUCAUUCUACAUUCAUUAUUGUCUAUGCUAUCAUAGCAGCUGUUGUUUGUGUUGUGGUGAUGAUCAGAUCACUCUUAUUUACCUAUUGGGGUCUAAAGACAUCUCAAAGCUUCUUCACUGGAAUGCUUCAAAGCAUCCUGCAUGCACCUAUGUCAUUCUUUGACACCACUCCUUCUGGCAGAAUAUUGAGUCGUGUAUCUACUGAUAUACUUUGGGUUGAUAUAUCAAUUCCAAUGUUAACAAACUUUGUAAUGGUAGCGUACUUCUCAUUAGUCAGCAUCUUCUUUGUGACGUGCCAAAAUGCUUGGGAGACGAUCUUCCUCUUAAUUCCACUGUUCUGGCUCAACAACUGGUAUCGGAAAUAUUACCUUGCAUCAUCUCGGGAAUUGACUCGCCUUGAUUCUAUCACCAAAGCUCCUGUGAUUCAUCACUUUUCAGAAACCAUUGCUGGUGUUAUGACCAUCCGUGGCUUCAGAAAGCAGAACUUAUUUUCUCAAGAAAAUAUUGAUAGAGUCAAUGCUAGUCUGAGAAUGGAUUUCCACAACAAUGGUGCUAAUGAAUGGCUUGGCUUUCGCUUGGACUACCUGGGAGUGGUUUUCCUUUGCAUUUCCACUAUUUUCAUGAUCUUUUUGCCUAGUGCUAUUAUUAAGCCAGAAUAUGUUGGUUUAUCUUUGUCCUAUGGCCUGGCUCUCAGUAGUCUCUUGUCAUUAACCAUAACCAUGACUUGCUCUGUUGAGAACAAAAUGGUUUCAGUUGAGAGAAUAAAGCAGUUCACCAACCUUCCCUCAGAAGCUCCAUGGAAAAUUGCUGAUAGGUCUCCUCCUCAGAAUUGGCCUAGUCAAGGCAAUAUUGAGUUAAACAAUUUGCAGGUUCGGUAUCGUCCAAAUACUCCUCUAGUUCUCAAGGGAGUCUCUCUCAGCAUUCAAGGAGGAGAAAAGAUUGGUGUUGUUGGUCGUACAGGUAGUGGGAAAUCAACCCUCAUUCAGGUGCUAUUUAGGUUGAUUGAGCCUUCAGCUGGGAAAAUAAUCGUUGAUGGGAUCAACAUUUGCACUGUGGGCCUUCAUGAUCUGAGGUCUCGAUUUGGAAUCAUUCCUCAAGAGCCUGUCCUCUUUCAAGGAACAGUACGAAGCAACAUUGACCCCCUUGGACUGUAUUCAGAAGAAGAAAUUUGGAAGAGCCUUGAGCGCUGCCAACUGAAAGAUGUGGUGGCUGCAAAGCCUGAGAAACUUGAGGCUUCAGUGGUUGAUGGUGGAGACAACUGGAGUGUGGGGCAAAGGCAGCUUCUUUGCUUGGGAAGGAUCAUGCUAAAACGUAGCAAAAUACUAUUCAUGGAUGAGGCAACAGCAUCCGUUGAUUCACAAACUGAUGUUGUGAUACAAAAGAUCAUCCGUGAGGACUUUGCAGAUCGUACAAUUAUCAGCAUUGCUCACAGAAUACCAACGGUCAUGGAUUGUGACAGGGUUUUAGUCAUUGAUGCAGGCCUUGCAAAGGAAUUUGAUAGGCCAUCACGUUUGCUAGAAAGGCAUUCACUUUUUGGGGCAUUGGUUAAGGAGUACUCCAAUAGAUCAGCUUAAAUGGAUUCUAACAAGGACACAGUUGAUGUACUUAAUUUCCAACAUGCGGCACCAAAGUCAGAAGACACUGGUCUACUAUGCAUGGAAGAUCAAUAUUUUUUAGCAUUUUGAUGUUUCACCUAUCACCCUUUCAGUAGUUCAAUAUUAAUUAGACUAGGAUAUUAUGUAAGAAAAUUUUGAAGUUUUGGGUUUUAAAAAAUCCAGUUUGGCUGCAAUUAUUAGUUGAUUUUUUUUUUUUGUUUC